Porites evermanni is the source of this 6843-nucleotide messenger RNA. The record is from the annotation of a GenBank genome assembly. Lineage: Eukaryota; Metazoa; Cnidaria; Anthozoa; Scleractinia; Poritidae.
AUGUUAUUUUUUUCUAUUGCAGAUGUCAAGGCAAGGAAUAAUUUUGCUUGUAUUAAUUUUGUUGUCAGUGUGGACAGUUACAGGCAAGUAAAAUUAUGAUUCGUUGGUAUUGUCGUCCUUUACGUUUUUUUCUUUGCUCUGUUAUGUAUUAACAAAUUAACCAGCUAGAAGUGUAGCACAAAACAAUUCAAAAGCAAAGUUUGGGCAAACACAUUUUUAGUUUAAAUGAUAAUAAAUGUGCAAGAAUUAAUUUUUGGUUGACAAGUAAAUGUUGGGGGUAACUUGAAACGUUCUAAGGCGAUAGAAAUACUGGAAUUGUUGUUAUAAUUAUAUAUAAAAAUAUUACUCCAUAUCUGCUUAUUUUCUUGUAGCUUGUAGAUUAGACGCUGCUGACUGCUAUAAUCCGUAUCGGAAAUCUACCGACUGAUAACCCUGGACAUAAAUCGUAUUAAUGCAUCCUUCCAUUUUUUUAAACAGGUUAUUAUUUUUAAUGAAUGAAAGAGCAGGCCACUGAGAUAAAAAAAGGGGUCAUUAUAACGAAUAAUAACCUACUCUUCGAUUUCAGUGGCCACAAUAAUGACCUGCUGGUUCUAAAACAAUUGAAAGGUGCAUUCAAUAGGAAAAUGACCUCGCUCAUCAGCCUUCUGCUGCUGCUUUGUAAGAAGGCCUCGGGUCAAGCAUUAUCCUGUAUAUAUUACAUUGCAUCUUUACGUAAUGUAUUACUAACCUUUUUUACUGUUUUCUUCAAAAUUUGUAAGAUGAUCUAGGACGGCUUACCCUGUCCAUUCAUAAAGCUCCGUCACUAAAUCUCAAGGCUUUCUUUAAUUGCAUAACUUUCAGAGCCUCGCCUUAAACCAAACAAGCUUCUUGAUUAAGCACUAUAUUUUUUCAUCAAAAAUGUCCUUUAUUAAAAAAAUGAGUCUUUUAUCAGAGUCUGUUAAUUUCCCGUAUUCUGAAAACGUAAAACCGACAAAAAUUUGCAUUCAACUACGAUGGAUCCAUGUUUUGUGUCAUUCAGCUCAGAGGUUGCAUUUGAUUGACUCUUUGCAUGUGAUCGAGUUUUUGUCUCUCAACCAGGGGGGGUGGGGAAGGUAACUCUAUUGUUUUCCAUCUACGCUUCUUGACCCACUCCGCCCCCCAGUAUGACGUCACAUAGUAACGGGCAAGUGCCUCGGGUCGCUUGUGCAAAUUAGCAAGGGAUACGACAGUUAUUUGGACGGGCGUGGUCGAGGAAAAGCUAAGAAGCUAGCAAAUAUCGUUAUAUAUCGCUUAUUUGAUCGAAUGUGUCUGAGCUUUGGUGUUGCUGUAAUCUGCUUGUGUAAACCGUUUUGAUAUUUUGUGUCCGUGAUUGUAUAAUUUUGUUAAUUUGUUUUGCGGGCCGUGUUGCGGGAUCGCCAUCUAUUUCACGGGACCGGCAAGGUCAUCAAAAGUUAAAUCUUUAUUUUCUCUAAAAUAGACAAGGUCUAGUCUCCAGAAUAGGAGGUUCCAUUCACAGAUCACACAUGUUUAUAUCUCAUCUAUUCUUUUGCUAAUGAAACAGGCCUAACUUCAUAUCAUUCCUUUCGAGUGUGGGCCUCUGUUGAUAUCCUAAUUCUCCACCAAAAAAAUUCAGUAAAGCUAGUUCGAUCGCUUAUCUACAUGGAGUCGGCCCGUAGAACCGGAAAUAAUGCGAAAUAGCUUUGAAAUACGUGCUUAAGCUAAUUUUCCUCAAAUGUAUAUUUGAAUUCAUGAUAAAUACAGCUCCACCAGCUUCAAAUAGCGUCUAUGGCAGAGACUCAGAAUUGUUUUGAUAUGACAAAAUUAAUUUUUUAAAUCAUGUGUGUCAUGUGGUGCAGUGGUCAUAGACGAGGAGUUGCUUGCCCGUGUAAACCGGGUUCGACUCCCAGCGACGCUGUUUUCUGUUUCUUUGUACCGUUCUUUUUUUUCUUUUUUCUUUUUGGUCUUUUUAUUUUAACACUAUUUUUCCCUUUGGCCUUUUUUUCUUUAUUCUUACUGCUGACCGUGCUGGUCAUGCACUUGGAUCAAUUAAAUGACAUCAAUGUCAAUGGCGUUAACCUUUGGAAGUACGUCGAUGACACAUCGAUGGCCGAGACAGUCCACAAGGGCCAACCAAGUGCAAUCCAAUUUGCUGUAGACGACCUAGUUAGGCAAGCCGAAAUAGAUAAGUUCCAAUUGAAUGAGACCAAGUGUAAAGAGUUGCAGAUAAGUUUCUCAAGGUCUGUAGAUCCUUUCGAAGCAGUUACUAUUAACAACAAACCAAUUGAGGUUGUAACUAGCGCAAAACUUCUUGGUCUCACAAUUUCAAACAAUCUAAAGUGGAACGCUCACAUAGAGAAUGUUAUCAAAAAAGGAGCCUCUAGGCUAUAUCUUUUAAGGCAGCUUAAGCGUGCAAAAGGAGAUCCUGCGCAGCUACUUUGUUUCUAUACUACGUGUAUCCGGCCCAUGUCUGAAUAUGCCUGCCAAGUUUUCCACAAUGGUCUGCCUGAGUAUCUCUCUGAAGAGCUAGAGAAAAUUCAGCGCCGUGCACUUAGAAUUAUUUUCCCAGAUUUAGGCUAUCAAGAGGCUCUAAAAGAGUGCAAUAUUGCCACCCUCCACCAACGGCGCCAAUGGCUGACAGAGCGCCUAUUCAAUGAGAUUAAGGACAACAGCCUCCACAAAUUACAUGGCCUUUUGCCGCCACGUAAUCUUAGUAUUGUAGCCUUAAGGAGAAAGCGCGCUUUUAACGUACCUCCUUGUAGAACAAAUAGACUAAUGAAUAGUUUUAUCAUGCAUAACGCGGCUAUUUUCUAAUGGUUUUAUUGUAAAUUCGCGGCUAUUUUCUUAAAUUUCAUGACGUAGUAUUUUGUUCCUUUGUUUUAUUUUUUUACUGUUAUUUAUUUAUAAUAGUUAGUCUUAGUAUUCAACGCAUUUUACAGUCCGUAAUCCAGCCCUUGGGCUGCAAUGGAUUUUUAAUAAAGCUAUCUAUCUAUCUAUCUAUCUAUCUAUCUAUCUAUCUAUCUAUCUAUCUAUAUUUUAAGCUUAAGUCCGGAGUUUUAUUUGGAAAAGGGAUUUUUAAAGCUCUUGACCUGCAUAUUGGCCAAGCUUACGACCAGAAAAAAACCAUAAGCUGCCAAUAACUGUGCCGUCUGAAACAGCUAAAUUUUUUCAAUGUUAGGUGACAUCUUGACAAACAACACACAGUACACCACAAACUGUACUAAUUUACACCCAACACGUACCCACCAGUGACCCACUGGCAAAAGUUAAACUUGCCUUUUGCACAUCGUCUUAAUCAUCAGUAUUAUUACCCUAAAAUCUCCGCUGGGUUUGCCCCCAAAAAAGAAUUAAACGAAACCUUUUAUUGGUUUUCGGGAUUUAAUUACAGAAUUACAGGUGUAUGCCCAAUACAGUAUUAAAAUGCGGUAAAGCAACAAGAUUCAAUGCUCACAGUCUCUUACAAAUACCUGUCAUUUAGCUUCGUCUUUCAACGCUACAGCCAAGCAGACUUUGAGAGGAAUGAUAUGGGGUUCCACUGUCUCUGAAGAGUUGAAAAUACGCACAAUGUAAAGUAUAAUACAUCCUUUGAUGAACCUCCUAUUUGUGUGUCUAAACUCCUCAAUCUUGCUGUGUACUGGCCCUCAAAAGUGUGACCGGUCGGUAUGAUUGCCCGUAAAAUUUGCUCGACGAUAAAAAGGAAUCUUUAAAAUUCAUUACACCACUGGACAUUUCAUUCCAAAAAAUUACUUAAGUCUAGUUUUCUAUGACCAUAGAAACCUUAAAAUCUCCAAAUCCAAGAAAUCGGAACAGUAUUUCCGUGAUAAAAUCGAAAUUUUUAUCCUUCUCUUCGAUGGACACUUUGCUCGCCAUUUUGAAAGUCACUGACGCAAGACGCGUGACGUCAUACUGGCAGGUGCACUGUACCACAGAUUUCCUUGGAGACACCUCCCCCCCUGCUCUCAACCAAUCUCCUUACCAAUGGCGGUGUGUACGGCUACUUUUUAUAGAACUGACACUUAGACAAACAAAUGAGUCCUAAGUCAUUGGAGUAUAAUAUUUGUCUGACUCUUCCAAAAAUGAAACAAGUGAAACAAACAUUGCAAACAUCGUUUGUCUCUCUGUAAGAGACCCAGUGAAACCCUGUCCAGUGGCUCAAUUCAGUCUAUCCGGUGAUAAUUUAUCCUCCCUGAUACCUGACGAAUAGUUCGUUUCUACCCGAAUAAUUUCCCCCCCCCCCCCCCCCCCCCCCCCUUAUUAAUUUUUGCCGUGUUCAUUCAAAAAUAAAAAAUUGUAAUAAAUAAUUCGAAACUACUUGUGUAUCUUUUUAAAGAGCCCAGUGGACCCCUUACCGUUGGUAUAAUCCACGUUAUCCGGUGGAAAUUUACCUCCCUAGAUCCCUGCAGAAUUUUUUUUUCGUACCCAAUUACUUGCCCCCCCCCCCCCCCCCCCACCACUUUCUAUCGUUGCUUCUACAAAAUCAGUGUAUUUCUUCAUUCAUAUUUGUUUAAAAGAAGCAAAAAUCUAAAACAUAGUUACCAUUGACAAAAAAAAAGGGUUUUCAAAGGUUUCAUACCGGUAAAGAUGUAGGGCUGUCACCCCUUUUAGGUUUUAUGAGUGAUACAAAACUAAGAAGAAAAACGCAGUGGAAAAUAAACCAACCCGGUGACAUUUUCUCUGGUAAACCGGUGAAAUAUAGAUUUUACUGCAUGGGUAUGUUAAAAAGGGGUGUUCAUCAGAUCAUUAGCCGAUAUAAUAGCGAUCAUAAUAAUCCGGCUUCUCAGCAGUGCUAUGGAACCGAAGAGGGUUCUUAUUAGUUAUAACGUGUUAAGCGUUAAAAGUUAGCCUGUCAAGAGAGUAAAGUUUGUGAGUUUUUGUUUUAAACAUUGAUUUUCGCACUUCUAUUUGCAGUUGUCAACUCUGAAGCAUGUUCCUUUGCUGUUAACGGAUCCAGUGGGUUCAUCAGCUUUAGCAGUGAAACCAAUAAAUUCUGGCAUUGUACGUGGAUCAUCACAGCACCAUCCAACCACACUGUCAAACUGAUAUUUACGACGUUUCGUCUACCUAGAUAUUAUUCCUUGGUUCAAGUCUAUGAUGGAAAAAGGACAUAUGAUCCCGUACUAGGAGUUUUUACUGGAACAAGACAACCCUUCCUCAUACAAACAAGUGGUCGAUUUAUGAUGCUGACUUUAAACAGCUGGUGUUGGUCGACCCUUUGUAUCUUUAAAGGAGCAUAUUACACGACAGAAGGUAAGCGAUAGUAAGUUAUCAAAACGACAAAAUAAGAACUCAAUAAGAAAGCUAAUUAGCUCAUCAUUAUAAUGAAUUUGACUAAUGGCCCGGCUCACGGGUCGCGGGUCGCGGAUUAUAUGUCGCGGGUGCGGGUCGAAAGUCGCGGGUGGAAAAUUUUGCGUAAAAUUCAAGUUAGAGUUCGAGGUAAAUGACUAAAAAUGACUGAUAAUAUGUAGGUAAUAACUCCUUUAAGCCACUAAAAAGAAUCCUCCUUUUGAGGGAGGGUCUAGGUAAUUGAUAAAAAAUUUCACAACUCAAGCCCCUCGGUUGCAACCAACAGCCAAUUCACAGGUUACGAAUGUCAGAGUCAAUAUUAUCGUCUAAAGGAAAGAGCUAAAAGAAAAAUCGGGCCGAAUUAUGUUUCUUUCUUAUCGUAUAUCGGGCCCCGACGAAUAGUUACCUACUGCUCUAUUUCAGUGACCCAGGUAAGAAGAUGCUGGGUAAGUUUAUACAGAUGAAUUCACCUGUCAAAACUUUGACCAGUCUGAGAUUGCAUUGGUUCUAGAGCGUGAACAAACGCGUGACCAAGCUAAAAGCACAUCUUUCAAACUUUAUUUGUGAAAGUUUUUUUUUGUCCCUAGUUAAACAAACAGAAUCCAAGAUCUUUAUUGGAAUAUUCUCCUUUAUAGCAAUGGAGGCUCCACCACACGUGUAUGCUGAGGCUCAGCUAAAAACUCUUGGGUUUCGUUGAGCGACGUGUUCUACAAUACAAAGAGUAUUCGCUUAUAUUUUUGAAGUAUUUUUGAAGUAGGUUAAAGCAACUCUAAUGUUGCUUGCAACCUGAUGUAACUUGAAAUCGGAAAUUGACUUUUUCAGAAAAGCCAAGGAUCAGGGUACCGUUGGCGGAGUGGCGAACUGUACCAAAUCAUUAUAUCUGGUUUCUGCUGGAAGGUACCCCACCAAUUAACUUGACCCUAGUGAAUACAUCAACAUCUUCGGAGGGCGGUUUCAUAACAAAAGGAUUUCAAAUAAAUCGGACGGGUACCUACAAGUACACUCUACUGGCAGAAAACAAUGAAGGAAAUGACUCAAAAACGGUUGACGUAACCGUUCUGGGUAAGAAUUCAAUGCUGUUAAAUUUCAUUCAAUGUAGAUGAGACAUUUUGCAAUUAACAACCAUAGUAGUUCGCACAAACAGUUGUGUUAAAUUUUGUCCUUAUUUUAUCUGUUGAUGAUUCAGUUCAUUUGGGUGAAAAAUGAAUGUACAAAGUUUUUGACUACUUGCUCUUGUUUCGCCAUUGUUUUGAACACGGGUAAUUUGAGUCCAUUUAGGUUUGUAAACAAUACGAAUUUACAAAAAUAUAAUGUUGGAAAUUUGGUCUCACCCUUACUCAAUAAGUAAAAAUGAAGAUUCGUUAUUAAUACUGUAUUAAUACAUAUAUAGAAGGGUACCGCUUUCUUGAAAAAUCUCCCCAUCAACUGCCUUAUUUUUACGGGAUUCAUUUUACAGAUUGCAAUCAUUGGUGUCGCAGUACAGGUUCGAUAACUUAUGGUCAAGUUACCAACGAACACAACUGUAGUGAGAGCAACAUAACACAUGACUGGAAUUGCAUUCCAACUACAACCACUAAAUUGUAA